This is a messenger RNA of Trichoderma harzianum CBS 226.95, 1399 nucleotides long. RefSeq lists its product as hypothetical. Gene Ontology annotation, biological process: DNA-templated transcription; positive regulation of transcription from RNA polymerase II promoter by galactose. Gene Ontology annotation, molecular function: DNA-binding transcription factor activity, RNA polymerase II-specific; RNA polymerase II cis-regulatory region sequence-specific DNA binding; zinc ion binding. NCBI's taxonomy places the organism in Eukaryota, Fungi, Ascomycota, Sordariomycetes, Hypocreales, Hypocreaceae. The record is from RefSeq and is a predicted model, not a curated record. The coding region runs from base 1 to 1365 and encodes 454 amino acids. Gene Ontology annotation, cellular component: nucleus. The transcript has 5 exons.
AUGGGAGAGGAUAAUCCCCAGCCUUCGGCAUCGGCGGCCGCGACACAAGACCAGAGCAACAAUCUCAAAGCCUCUGAUCUAAAUGCCUAUAACAAUGGAGAGUUCGAAAGCUUUGCUGAACGGUGGCCCAAACGACCUAAAAUCUCUGUUGCCUGCGAAGAGUGCCGACAACGGAAAGUGAAAUGCGAUGGUGUCCAGCCCCGAUGCGGCGCUUGUCGUCGACGCCGACGACCGGCUCCAAACUGCGUCUACAAACCCGAGCGUGUCAAGACUGCAUAUUCUCAUGAAUACGUCGCAGCUCUAGAGAGUCGGUUGCGUAUGUUUGAAUCAGCAGCUGCGGCGACUAAUUUAAGUCAGCCUGUCGCUUCUCAAGUGCAUGAGGAUGAUGGCAGCCUUGAGUUUUACCCUUCACCAAGAUACCCAGCUGAAGGUGUCGAUGCCAUGGGUAACCAUGGGUCAUCUGAACAUGCCUACCCAGAGGGCAGCUCCAGCGCUGCAAGUUUCACUAAGCAAGUAAAGGAUGCUGUGGCCUCAAGACUCUCUUUACCUGGACUUGGCGUUGGCAUUUUGUCCGGUCACAAACAAAAUGAGUUGCUGUUUCCACAGCGGCUAGACUCAUUGGCAGAACUAUGUGUGGUACCCUCGCGGGGCGCGGCAGAUGAUAUGAUGAACCUGUACUGGAAUGAGAUUCACAUUCUAUACCCCUUUGUUGAUCGCGCAAGCUUUCAAGAGUGUUAUAAAAAAUUAUGGUCGACAGAAGACGAACGUGUCUGCCGCCCAAACCAUAUACUACUCUGUUCUUUGAAUGCUGUUUUUGCUCUAACCUGUCAACUCCGGCGUCGGUCCGUAGCUGAUCAGAGUUUCGCCGCAAAUAUCUUCUUUCGGAGAGCUGCACAGUUGCUUCAGAUGAGCUCCUUUGGGGGUGGUUCUCUUGAACUCGUUCAAGCGUGUCUUCUUCUUGCACAAUAUCUACAGAGUACAGAAUCGUCUUAUCGAUGCUGGGUGGUUAUUGGCUUGGCUAUUCGUAUCGCUCAGUCUAUCGGCUUGCAUCUACCAGAGCCAGCAUACCUCCGAUUUGAGAAAGAGAGUGAUCGAAAACUCAGCCAACGACUCUGGCAUGGUUGUGUCUUUCUAGACCGUAUGGUUUCCAUGACACAAGGCCGUCCCACGACAAUCAGCAAGACUGACUCAAUGGCCGUCCCAUUACCUCAAAGCGAUGGCAGUGAUCAUGUCUUUUCACCUUCUGUCGCUGAUAGAGCAAAAAGGCCACUGUCGGACUGCUAUGCCUCGAGGAUGGAAUUUUUUUCCGAAUCGAUGAAACUUUAUUCAAUCACGGGAGAUAUGUUAGCGAUAGUCUACUCUUGAGAUCCGUCUAGUUCUUUUGCUCCCCGCUCUGAUC